UGAUGUCGCAUCAGUCGGGUUUCUGCGCUUGCCGGUGUUGGGUGUGUUACUCUCGACUCGAGUUCACGUAACAUAAUUUUUUUUUAACAAUAAUUUCGUAAUAUUAAAAAGUGUAACUUUAUACUUUGUUAUAUAAAUAAAUAAAUUAAGUGUAGGCUAAUUUUAGUGUAUAGCAAUUUUAGUGUGAUUUUUUAAAUAAUUAUUUAAACAAUUUAAUCGAGCUCAUUCCAAAUAUGGCUAAGACAGAGAAGUCGUUCCCAAGAAACUUUACAGGUUGCCUAACAUGCGUCCAAGUACUGAACAUAAUGGUACUUCUGGGCUUCAUGUUGAACUACGCGUUGAGAGUCAACCUGACCAUCGCCAUCGUAGAAAUGAUCUAUGACAACAAGACGGAUGCACUCGCCAUGGUUACCAACAUUACGGACACCAAUACCACAAACGUCACACAGCACCCGGAACACAUCGAGCAAACCCGCUACCACUGGGACACGAAACAGAAAAACCACCUCCUGGGCUCCUUCUUCUGGGGCUACGUACUUACAGAAGUACCAGGUGGCCGUCUAGCUGAAGUUAUAGGCGCGCGACGGGUCUUCGGUUAUAGCACUCUGUUAGCUAGUAUCCUAACCCUGUUGUCGCCCGCCGCCGCCUCAGCUGGUUUCGGUUGGAUCGUGGCUCUGAGAGUCCUUCUCGGAUUCUUCCUGGGAGCCACAUGGCCAGCCAUACUGCCCAUGGCGUCCAAAUGGAUCCCGCCUAUGGACAGAUCGAAAUUCAUGUCGAACAUGAUGGCGUCGUCCCUGGGCGCGGCCAUCACGAUGCCCAUCUGCGGUUUCCUUAUCGCGCACUUCGGAUGGGAGUCAGCGUUUUAUUUCACUGGUAUAAUCGGUGUGAUGUGGUCCAUGGCGUGGUUCGCCGUGGUCUACGACUCGCCCCACCAACACCCUCGCAUCACCGACGCCGAGAGGAACGCGCUCAUGAAGGCGCUGCCUCAGGACACCAGCCAGCCCAACCAGCCAGUUCCGUGGAGGUCGCUGCUGACGUCACCUCCGGUGUGGGCCAUCGUGGUCACGCACGGCGCCUCGGUGUUCGGAUACUUCACCGUGGUCAACCAGCUGCCCACGUACAUAGAGUCCAUACUGCACUACGACAUCAAGCACAACGGCCUGCUGUCAUCUCUGCCGUACCUGGGCAAGUACCUGUGCGCCCUAGCCUCGUCCGUGUUGGCGGACUCGUUGAGACGAAGUGGAAAGCUCUCCACGACUGCAGCUAGGAAGCUCUUCACUGGGUUCGCUGUGGGUCUACCUGGUGUGAUGAUGGUGAUGCAGGCGUACUUCGGCUACGAGCGCGUGUGGUCGAUCGCCAUAUUCACAGCUGCCCUUACCAUCAACGGCGCUGUGACGGCUGGUUACCUCGGGAAUGGACUUGAUAUCGCGCCCAAAUUUAGCGGCACUAUCUUCGGUAUAGCAAACACUCUAUCUUCAUUCGGUGGCUGGCUCUCCACUUUCAUGGUCGGAGAACUCACUAAGCACGAGAACACGUACGAGCAAUGGCAGAUAGUGUUCUUUAUCCUGGCGGGGACGUACGCGUGCGGGGCGCUGGUGUUCCUCAUGUUCGGCUCCGGGGAGCUGCAGCCCUGGAGCAAGCCGGUCGUUAAAGAACUCACUCCAUUGAGAGAGCAACAGGCUUAGUUUACGUUCAGUACACGCUAGCGCCAUCUCUCGGUGGCGAGAAUGAACAACUUACUGGAUACAGCGCCAUCUAGUGGUUGUUAGUAAAACUAAACAAUCCGACCCACUACCAUUGAUGGUUAGAUAAAACGUUUUGACUUUAUACUCAUUGGAACUACAAUCUUCCUCUCCUGACUUUGCGUUACUUCUGGUAACAAUCUAAAUCUUAAUGCUACAGUUAGAUGUAUAGCAGUUUUUGAAUUUGAAUUAAUUUUUCUCUUAACACAAAGUUCUUUGUCUCUUACUAACAUCCGAUGUUCCACAGUAACAUUCGUUAUUUUCUUUGGGGGUAUUCUUACAUUAAAAAUAUGCAUUUUAUCAAAUACAAAAUUUUUAUGAAUUUUGUUACAACGUAAAUGUAUACAAGUCUGAAAAUUAUACUAGACUGUGUAUAUGAUGUAGAGUGUACAACCAAUCACACAGAGCCCAGCUUACAUUAUAUGUACGUCGCAGCUAGGGACGAAUCUCAGUAGUGUCUAAUAAAGUCCACAUAAUGAAUUCGUAUGUCUGAAGCUGGGGACGCUGAGGAAAAGAUAAACAAAAAAUAACAAAAAAAGACUGCUUAGGAUGGAUUGUGAUGUGUCCGGCCGCGUUGAUUCAUGAAUCACAAGGAAACCCGACUCAUAUGAUUAGUUUUAAUAUAGAAGUCUCGUAGUCCAAGGAGCCUGUCGCUAACAAUCUGCUCCACAUUCUGUCAUCUACGCCAUGUUUAUUUAACAUUGAUUUAUAAUCUUAAAUUUUUUUAUACAUUAUAAUCUUUUAUAAAUCUCAAUCCGGGACCAAAGUUCAUAGCUUCAAACUGCGGGACUUCUUGUAGCGAUUAGUUAAGUAUUUUUAAAUAGUACGUAU
Messenger RNA from Danaus plexippus (monarch butterfly), 2573 nucleotides. Its product is annotated as sialin. Gene Ontology annotation, molecular function: transmembrane transporter activity. Gene Ontology annotation, biological process: monoatomic anion transport; transmembrane transport. The record is from RefSeq and is a predicted model, not a curated record. NCBI's taxonomy places the organism in Eukaryota, Metazoa, Arthropoda, Insecta, Lepidoptera, Nymphalidae. Gene Ontology annotation, cellular component: plasma membrane. The transcript has 12 exons. Bases 234 to 1685 code for a protein of 483 amino acids.